Molecule: messenger RNA, 1107 nt
Organism: Paraglomus occultum
Lineage: Eukaryota; Fungi; Glomeromycota; Glomeromycetes; Paraglomerales; Paraglomeraceae
Source: the annotation of a GenBank genome assembly
AUGAAGUCUUCGAGUCGUUUAGUUGCCCGUCUUUUUCAACGAGGUCGCCUUAUCUCAACAACUGGAGAAAGGCGAUUGCCACUCCGACCUCAGCUUCGUACUCGUACGAACUUUGUGACAGAACCGCCUCCCGGGCCUCCGCAAGAUCCGGCACCGUUACCACAGAAUGAGAAGGGUGUUGAAUCGUUGCCGGGGCUGACAAAGACCGGAUCGUCGAUUUUGUUUCCAUGGAUAUAUGCAAACCACCCGCCAAGAAUAACCAACUAUCCUUACCCUGAAGCUAAUUUUUGGUUGCCAAUAAUUGCGCAACUACCGUUAAGCAUUCAACAUAAACUCAGUCGCGCAUUAUCUAUGUACGCAAUGAAAGACUUUACAUCUUCAGAAUAUUUCUCUGAUCAGUUCUUACUUGGAGCUGUCCUAGCUACGAAUCAAGUCUGCUUGUCAUUGAGCACUCCAUGUGAUCUAUCCCAUCUCUCAUCCACUCUGACGACACGAUUGUACGAUCGUUAUGCGCUCGAAUUAGAGAAGCUUGCCAAAGAAGGCUCAUCUGUGAAUUUAUCCGUUCCCAACGUCUACGACGCGCGUAUUCGUGAUGUCUGGCUAUAUCUCGGUCCACGCAUUGCAUUUUCGAAAUCUUCUCGUGAAUUCGCAGUUGGUCAAUGGAUGACCAUAAACGAAGCCGUCCGCAUUCCAAGUAAUAAUACUUCGGAUGAGCCUAUCUCGUCCCUGUUGCGCAAGGCCGGCCCUCUUGCCGUGUACAAAACUAUGAUGGAAGGUGUGCAAGCGAAAGUAGACGUUGAGAUAGAUGCAGAUGUAGUAUACAAAUUGAAAACCAAAGACGAUGUGUAUGCAAUCGAUGAUCAGACGAGAAGGACAAUGGUUAUUAGAUUUGAAACGCCUUAUUUCGAGCCCGCUAUCAAUAUUACUGAAGGGUUUGCCCCUGUGGUGGAUAAAGAAACUGGUUUUGUUACAAGGAAAGCUCCAACCGAGGGCGUAUGGCAAUGGAGGGUAGGAGAUAUCGAUUAUUUGCUUGAAGCCGAGGAUUUGGAAGCAACCGAGAGUAAACGAGAAGAGAAGCAGAGAAAGCAUGGAUUGGUUGAGGACUGA